Marasmius oreades (fairy-ring Marasmius) is the source of this 540-nucleotide messenger RNA. RefSeq lists its product as uncharacterized. The record is from RefSeq and is a predicted model, not a curated record. The transcript is spliced from 3 exons. NCBI's taxonomy places the organism in Eukaryota, Fungi, Basidiomycota, Agaricomycetes, Agaricales, Marasmiaceae. Bases 1 to 540 code for a protein of 179 amino acids.
AUGGCAUCGAAUGAGCCUCAAGAAACGCCGACUCUGGAUGAAAUCAACAAGUAUUUUCCAGAUGACGAGUGCGAACAUCGUCCUCCCAUUUUCGACUACGGUUUCGCACUCACGGAUGAACAAGUCAUCGACUAUGCUCGUGAGCAAGGUUUAAUACCUGCGGACGGGGAAUGGUCAUCAGACCAAGACCCAUGGAGCAUCAUUUCCUGGCGUAUGCUAUGCAUAUUCAACUACGCUGUGGGACUUCGGAUACCGGGCGAGGGAGUCGAAAUUGUUUUACCAUAUAUCGACCCUGGAAACAUGGUGUUGCUCAAGGUCGCAACAAAUUACGAGGUGCCGUUUUCGCGAAAGAAGGCGGAUAAGCUCCUGGAUAUGAUAAAGCAAGCUUUUAAAGUGGAUCCGACAUGGCACAUGAGUAGGGAAAACCGUGAACGAUUGCAAGAUAACUAUUACCUGGAUCGUAUUUCACCUAGUCUUCAGUGGGGCAUGGAAGUACUUCUGAAGGACGAAGAGGAAUCUGGAAUAAUAGAUACCCCCUAG